Messenger RNA from Cuscuta campestris, 805 nucleotides. The record is from the annotation of a GenBank genome assembly. Lineage: Eukaryota; Viridiplantae; Streptophyta; Magnoliopsida; Solanales; Convolvulaceae.
AUCGCAUUAUUCGCUCGGUGAGUCAUCCCUUCCCUCAUUUCUUCUUCACAUAUUAUUUCCGAUCAUCUCCCAUGGACGCCACCGCCAAGGCGAAGAAGGGAGCCGCCGGCAGGAAAGCCGGUGGUCCGAAGAAGAAGCCCGUCACUCGCUCCAUCCGCGCCGGCCUCCAGUUUCCCGUCGGUAGAAUUGGCCGGUACUUGAAGAAAGGCCGCUACGCUCAGCGCGUUGGUAGCGGCGCCGCGGUCUACAUGGCUGCCGUCCUCGAGUACUUGGCUGCUGAAGUUUUGGAGUUAGCUGGGAAUGCAGCUCGGGACAACAAGAAGAACAGAAUUAUUCCAAGGCACAUUUUGUUGGCGAUUAGGAACGACGAAGAGCUUGGGAAAUUGCUUGCUGGGGUCACCAUUGCCCACGGUGGCGUGUUGCCGAACAUCAACCCGGUUUUGUUGCCCAAGAAGACAGGAUCCGACAGGCCAACGAAGGAGCCGAAAUCUCCCAAGGCAGCCGGCAAGUCCCCAAAGAAAGCUGUGGCUACAUAGGGGAUUUUUAGGUGGUGGAAGCCAUUGUAGUCUUAGCAUUAGAACUUAUGUUCUUUGCUUGUUCAGAAAUGUUAUGAAGAGAUAACUGCUCGUUCAAUCUCUCUUACCUCUUUCAUCAUCAAUCAAUAUGUAAACUUGCUAUAUCCAUUUACUAUUUCUGUCAAUUUAUUCUCAAGAUAUGUCUUACAUUAUCUCAAGAAUGAGAAUCUUCACUUAUACGGAGUACUCAAUUCUAUAUUUUGUUCUCCAAAUAAACUAAUCUGGAGAAU